This is a messenger RNA of Acaulospora colombiana, 321 nucleotides long. The record is from the annotation of a GenBank genome assembly. NCBI's taxonomy places the organism in Eukaryota, Fungi, Glomeromycota, Glomeromycetes, Diversisporales, Acaulosporaceae.
AUGUACGAGGCCGCCACGGCAAUAAGGCUUCUUGGGUUAUGCGGGUGUGCCGGAUGGAUACGCUACUUGGGCGGGUUUGGCUCAAUCCGUUCACAUGGUGAUGGACUCGAUAGCCUACGCUCCAACGCUUCUUUUACUACACAGCAUAUUUCGACGCAAAUAAGCGCUUCAUCACCAUAUUUGAUUCAACCGGCUAUACACCUACCGUUCGUCGCCGCCACCACUCUGUUUGACCGAAGAUUGGCCACUCGUGGCGGAGUGUACAUCACCUACUUGGAAGACGUUUAUGGCAACAGAUGGGGUGCUGGCUCAUCAUGCGCG